Molecule: messenger RNA, 6094 nt
Organism: Scaptodrosophila lebanonensis
Lineage: Eukaryota; Metazoa; Arthropoda; Insecta; Diptera; Drosophilidae
Product: cilia- and flagella-associated protein 44
Exons: 11
Coding region: 43-6030 (1995 amino acids)
Molecular function (GO): protein binding
Source: RefSeq, a predicted model, not a curated record
UUAAUCAGAACAUGAAAAAAUAAUUUCAGCUGUUAGACAAAGAUGGAUCCAUCACAAAGUGAAUAUGAUGAGCUGGGCGAGGAGGAGGAGCUCCCAGAAGAUGAAAAUGACGUUUCGUUUCUUAUGGAUAUUGUUAGCCUGGAGCACUCAUUUGGCUACAACUGUAAGCGCCUUUUCAACAUGGUGCUGGUUAAUAAGGAUACAAUUAUCUUUGCUUCUGGAAACUAUCUGCAUUACUUUAGCAUUUCCAGGCGUGAGGUAACAUUUCGGGAGACGGUUUUUGGCUGUGGCAUAGGAUUUAUUACGAAAAACGAUCAUCCCGAUCAUCAGGGCCUCUUUACCGUGGGAGAAAAUGGACCACGUCCCACUAUUUUUAUCUAUGAGUAUCCCUCACAUGAUGUUCGCAUCAAGUUAUCGAAUGCAGCCAAGGCUUGUUUCACGGCCGGCUCAUAUAACUCCAGCGGCGAGCUAUUUGCUUCCCAGGCCGGUUAUCCCGACUUCAUAUUAACCAUUUGGAGAUGGGAGCGUGCUGAGGUUGUACUGCGAGCUAAAUCCUUUCAAAGCGACAUCCUUUUUGUACACUUUUCGGUGCAUAAUCCAAUACUGCUGGUCUCAUCGGGCCUGAGUCAUAUCAAGUUCUGGAAAAUGGCCAAUACCUUUACGGGGCUAAAGCUGAAAGGUGAUUUGGGCCGCUUUGGCAAAACCGAUUUCAGUGACAUCUACGCCACAUACAUGUUGCCGGAUGAAAAUGUGAUCUCGGGCUGCGACUGGGGGAACAUGCUGUUGUGGGAAGCGGGUCUUAUCAAGUUUGAGAUUUGUCGCAAGGGACGCAAGCCGUGUCAUGCCAGGCCUAUAACGCGCAUCACGAUGCAAAAUGGAGAAGUGACAACAGUUGGCAUGGAUGGGUAUGUACGCGUCUGGUACUGGGAGACUGUCGAUCUGGCCGACCCCCCUGAGGACGACUUGUUUGUGGAAAUCGAUCCGAUCUAUGAGUUCAAAAUAGGCGAUGUGGAGCUGCGUUGUAUGCAGAAAAUCAAUCUGUUUGACGACAAUGACUUUGGAUACUAUGCGCAGGAUGGCAAAGGCGGAAUUUGGUUCUGUGAUAUCAACACCUUCGACAUACCCAAGAAGUCCUAUCAGCUUUACUCAUGCGUUGGCGGUCGCGUCCUAGCAGCACAAACUUCGCCCGUGUCUCCCCAUCUGUUGGCACUCUCCGAAGAUGGCAAGAUUUUUGUGUACAACUACGACACCCGAAGCCUACUUUUAGAGAAACAAUUCCCUGCCGACGGGGUCGAUGUGCUCUGGUUCGACACACAAAUAUCAACGCUAGGCACGGAGCUGGUUGCCGGCUUUAAGGAUGGUAUAUUGCGGCAGAUGUUCCUGGACCUGAGUAACCCGAGACAGCCAAGUCUGCAUUUGGUCCGCGUCUUCAAGGCUCAUACUGCACCAAUAACCUGUCUGACCAUAAACAGCGAGAGCACUCUGUUACUCUCCGGCUCUGCCGAUAAGACCAUUUUUAUAUAUGCACUUUCCAAUAACGAGCUCGAAAUGGUGGAUCUGAAGCCCUUGGGGUUCAUUGAAUUUCAAGCCAUACCGAACUGUUUCUAUUGGAGGGAAACUCAGUCGAAUUUAGUGUUGAUUGGUUGUAAGUCCGGCGAGGUUUACGAGUACAAUAUACGCACCAAUAUCACCGAGGAGGAAACCUAUCUUACCUACAAUCUAACGAGUAAGGAACGACUACGCAGUACUCGCUUCGUCUCGGUAAAGAGCCGCAUACGGCGUGACAUCAAGCGUGAGAAGAUCAAGCGCCGUAAAGAGAAAAAACGUGAGCGGAAAAUGCGGGAAAUCGAGAAGUUGAAAAAGGCCAAUCCAGGACUGCAAAUCGACAUUGAGAGCGCGCUGGCGGACUCGGAGCCAGACGAAGAGGAAGAACCACUCCACAUUCCAAGUGUGCCCAACGCCAUACUCUGGCUGCGUUACACAGAUCGCGACACCAUUUGGGUGUCUAUGGCAGGCUAUGAUGCGGGCUAUGUCUAUGAGUUGGAAUUCGGAGCGGCCGAGCCCUCGAUAUGCACUAUGAUUGCGGAUGCCGAUGACAUUGAAAUCCACUCCUAUUACAUAAUCGAUGAAUAUAUUUUGUUUGGCUUAUUCAAUGGACGUCUGCGCAUCAAUCGUCUGAACUUGGAGAAUUUUACGGAUCUUACGGACUACCGCAUCUAUCCCAUGCAUGAGGCUAAUAAUGGUGUUAUGCCACGCAUCCUGACUAGUUUUGAUGGCGAGCGCCUGGUCACUAUUGGCCAUGAUGGAAAUAUUUUUCUUUAUAAAUGGAAUGGUCCGAAGGUUGUAAAAAAUCCGCCAAAAAAACGCCUUCCCGAAAUGCCAGAUAUGGAACUACCUGAUGAUAUUCUUGAUCCUGACACACCUUCACUGGAGCAGGAGAAAAUUAAUGCGGAAAUCAAGCGGCAGCAGGACGCGGCUGAGGCACAUGAUCGCGAUGUCCUGGCGAAGAUUGGAGUACUCCAAAACGAAUAUUUUGAGAUUGUGCGACGUAAUGAACAACUGCCACCCGGCUUACGUGCCCAGCACAAGGAUCUUCUUCUCGAUCCACGCAUAACUCAACAAAUACGCGAUGAGCUGCAAGCCGAGUUGGAUGAUGUGCGAGAGGACUUGGCCUAUGAUCUAGAAUUUGCCCAAGUGGGCCAUCGCAAGCUUUUUGAUCAUUUUCUUAAGGAGCUGGACCAUGUGCCCUUCUCGGUCACUCCUUUGCGGGCCAACGUCACACCAAUUUCUACCUUCCGCCUGCAGUCUUUGGGGGAAGAAUACGAGCAAAUUAAACGCGACAUAGAAGAACGGUUGCGUCGGGAGCAAGAAUUGGGCCUCCAUGACCUUAUCGCCGCUGAGGAGAAGGAGGACUCAAUUGGAGAGCCACCUCCAGAAUCGUUCUUCUUUGGUCGCGAUCCACGCAGCAUAAUGCCUCGCUUCAGCAGAAAGAUGAUGCGUCUGCUCUUGCGAUACCGCAAACGACAACUGUACGAGGUGCGACGCAUCUUUGACUGGGACAAGCUGGAGCGUCAGAAACCCGAUCCCAAUCGCAACCAUCCAGAUGAUGAUGCCCAAAUUGCAGAGGCCAUGCGCAAUUUGGGCGAUUAUAAGCUUAAGAUUGGUGCCGACUACGAACCAAAGCCUUCGGAGACCCUAACACAAAAAUACAUUGAAAUUGUCGAGUGCCGGAAGAUGUACUUCGAGAUGGUGGAUACUUUUAAUCAUCGUAUUUUCGCGCUUCGCGAUCGAAAAAAACAUCUAUUGGGGCAUAUACGAAAACGACGCAACCGACUGAAUACUAUACACAGCUUUGUCCCUGAAAGGGAUCGUUUAUAUUUAGGGGAUAUAGCAGAAAUCAAUCCGGACAUUGAGUAUCCCGAGUAUAAUCUCAUUGAGCAUUGCGAACCGGGCUGUGGUGUGAAUGUGGAUGAUAUUUUGUAUAUGGAAAAAACCGUGGAGGAGGUCAUCGAGGAAAGAAAACGUGAUCCCACCAUAGACACCGUCAGCAUCUUUACACUGGCACACAUUGAGUCUCCGGAGCUGCAAGAAGCUGUCAAGUACAAUGCACUGCAAAUUUGUAAAGUAGAUAGAACCCUCACUCCUGGGGAGCUAGUAGCUAUGCUCCGAGACCUGCCGCCGAUCAGUGACCCAUCAUACUUCGAGCUAGAUGAGGAGGGAAACGCCCCCAUGACCCAGGAAAUGCGUAAUCGCUGUCUUCGAGUCUUGCUGGUUGAGCAGCAAAACAUAAAGGAUGAUGUGGACGAGCAGAUCCGCCAGUUCGAUAAGGACCUGGAGAAAAUGAAUAUUUCUCGUUUUCAUGCUAAACUGGAGGCCGAGUUCAUGGCUGCAUACCUGAUUAGCCUAAAUCAGGAGCUAUACAUAUUGCGGGACAGCGAGGAAAUUGAGAAUCAGCUGUUACAAAAUGCAAACGAGGCCAUGAAUACCCGGAAUGAGUUACAGGUGGUGAUUAACGCCACAAAUCGUCAGCUGGACGAGCUCCGGAAGAACAUUGAUAAGUUGAACGAACAAAUUGCGGCAUUGCAGCUGACAUUUAUGAGCACGAUCAAGGGUCACAAGUUCUAUGACUUUCUGCGUCGUAUAUUUAAGAAAAGGUGGCGUCCACCAAAGCGCGUUCGCAAAGAUGAUGAAGAAUCCUCCACAUCAUCGGAAUCAUCGUCAUCGAGUGAGGAGGAUGAGGCGGAUGCGAAGAGUAUAGAUUCAUUGGACAUGACCACGAUACGUCUAGAUGAAUCGACAUGUCCCACCGGACUGGAUCGGGCCUUGUACGAUCUAGCCUUUGUCAUGCGCUCGGAUCGACAUGGACUGGAGCGUAGCGUCAUUGAGCACAUGGCUGAGGUGGCUAAGAAGCGUAAGGAGAUUGCUGAAAUGCAAAAGCAAAUGAAGCACCACGAGGAGGUGUACGAUCGUGAAAAGAACACUUUGCUGGAGUUUCGGAGACAACGACAACAGGAGAUAAACAAGGUGCAGUUGAACGCCGUGCUACGUAUGGAUCAGCUGCAGCAUUUUUAUGAGGGCGACGACUACCGUGAUCUGUCCAAGGCCAUACUCUUUGAUGCCGAUAGGUUGGUUGAUCUCCGUCGACGUGUGGAGCAGUUGAACGACGAGACGUUGGCAACGCGGCGCUGGCAUCGGAUCAAUAUUGUGCAUUUACGGCGCAUGAACACGGACAUUAAGUUCAUGCGCUACGAGAUCACACGAUUGGAGGAGGAGAUCAAGCAGGCCAUGAUGAAACGCUUCGGGCUAAUUGUAAACCUUGACGAACUGGAGGAGGAAGUGCUGCGUAGAUAUGUUUUUGAGCUGGAAACUACUGCCGAGGAUGAACUACGAGCACUGGAAAAAGAACUAUUGGAAAGACAGCGGGAGCUUAUGCGGUGCGAAGAAGAAUUAAUUCACGAGACGCAGGUGAAUGCAGAGAAACGCAAUAUUCUCGCUGCACUUCGAGAGGAGAAGAACGUUUUGGAUGUUGUACUCGAUGCGCAGGAGCGGAACCAUGAAAAGUGGACUAAGCCCAACACACUUAAUCUUUCCUAUGACAUUGAAAAACUGGUGGACAUUGACAAUCAGAUGCAGCGGCAAAUCGAGUGCCUGGAACGUGAGAUUUGUACUUUGCGCUUGAAGUCAAAACCUCUGCAAAUUAUCGAAACAGAGCCGCCGCAUGAGCCGCAGGCUGCCAGCGAGCUGUUACCAAACGAUGAUCCCACGGUCUGCCCAGCCAUAGUAAAUGUGGAGACUUUUCUGCAACCCCAGAUGCCCGAUGACUUUAUUUUGGAUCGGGUACACACUAUUGUGCAGAAGACUUUUAACCAGUUUCUUGGCAAACACACAACUCCCGAGAACGUGCGCAAAUUUUCACAGCGAGCCGCCCUGUAUCUCUGCCAAGCGGCCUAUAACUUCCAGGGAAAGUAUACAGAUCGCAUUGCCGAGUGCAUUACAGAGCACUUGGAGAGCUUAGUGCCGAAGAAAUACUUUAUUCACAUUAGCGCUGACGAGCUGCGUAAACUAUUCAAUGAGGUCGUCGCUGUCUUCGAGUACGAACGCUCCGAUGUGAACACUGAGGAGGUAAUUUCAGGUAUUUUUGACCAUGCCAAGGACUCGCUGUGCGCCCAAAUAACCGAAGUAGUUAAUCGCACGCACUUUAUAAUGGCGCACAUGUUCAAGGAGUUGAUCGAGGUAUUGCCACUGGAGGAGUUUCAGUCGGACGAAACACUACGCAUCAUUGUGGACAUUCUGGACCGGGAUCCGAUGAUCGAUGCACGUGCCAUUAGCGUUGAGAAUCUCAUAGAGAGUACCCUGCAGCAUGCCAAGGAUAACUUGCUCGAUGGCAUUACGGCGAUACCCUUGCGGAAGGUCAGUGCCAAUAUACAACGCGAUCUAUUGAAGCGGCGUCAGUAUAAGCCGCCCAGCUGCCAGUCACCCAUGCUGGUCCGCAUUGCCAAGAAGCAAGGCGGAACAGGCUUGAAAUUCUAAGAAAGAAACAAAGUAAAAAAGUUUAUGAUCAUAAAAAACAAAUAAAGACUGGGUUUUAGUAAAA